AUGGUACCUGGAGGGCAGGAAUGGCAGGAGGUCACCAAAAAGAAGCAGAAGAACCGACAAAUCCAAGCAGUUGCUGCAGUUAGCCAGCCUGAUCCAACCAAGCUUAAGCCAGCCAAAGACAGCCCCAAAGAGGCAUGGAGAUUCCUAUUUCGCCGGGAGGGAGGCAAGGCUGCCCCAAGAUCAGAGAGAGAGGAUAUCAUUCUGGCCAUCAACCGAGCAGUAGCAAAGGCACACUUCCCAGCAUUCAUCCGGGUGGUGGAUGCAGGAUAUACCAACACUGGAGCGAUCACAAUCCUUUUGGAGAAAGGUACCCUAGGCUCUAUGCUCCUACCUGACUAUAAAGACCUAUUGGUCACCGCGGCUCGGCAGGUAGAUCCAGCAGUGAUAUCGGUCGAGCUACCAGAGCAAUGGUAUCGUGUCAAGGUCCAUGGGGUCCCAAUCAAACGUUAUCUCACCUGUGGCCUGGGUCUGGCCUGUGAAGAGAUUGAGCUGGGGACUGAAUACCAACUGAAGAGAAACCCAACAUGGCUCCGGAGCUCAAAAGAGCUACACAACAGCAACCAAAAGUGCUCAACUAUUGUUACAACAUCUGAGAUUGCGACUGUUGUUACUUUUCUUCUGAGUGAUGAUUCUGGCUUCGUUACAGGCUCUACCUGGGCUGUCGAUGGAGGAGCGAAUGCUUGA
This is a messenger RNA of Aspergillus chevalieri, 684 nucleotides long. RefSeq lists its product as uncharacterized. Lineage: Eukaryota; Fungi; Ascomycota; Eurotiomycetes; Eurotiales; Aspergillaceae. The transcript is spliced from 2 exons. The record is from RefSeq and is a predicted model, not a curated record. The coding region runs from base 1 to 684 and encodes 227 amino acids.